GCUUGAAUGUUUAAAUGACGCAGUCUGAAGUAAGUUAAAAGCAUUGUUUCCAGCUCUUCAGGUCCCACCCUGCAUGAAAGUUACUAAAGUGAGAAAAGCUUGACACCUCCAUUAUUGGUCUUAAACUCACAGAACUUCUCACACACUGGUUACAAAAAUCGAGCUGCAAGAUUAACAGUCUUAUAAGUACAUAAAGAUCACUGAUGGGGAGUAAUUGGAUCUGUGUGGCUAUCCUGGGGAUGGCAUGCAUGAUGCUUGGAGUCAAUGGAACAGACAGUAGCAACUCCACGACAAGCAACAGCUCAAUACCUUCUAACAUGAACCUGACGCAAACAAACCCUCCCAACAUCACCACUAACCUGACCAUGACCCCCCCUCCAAACAUAACCACGAACCUGACCCAAUCAAGCCCUCUCAACAUCACCACUAACUUGACCAUGACCCCCCCUCCAAACAUAACCAUGAACCUGACCGACACAAGCCCUCCCAACAUCACCACCAACCUGACCAUCACCCAACCUCCAAACAUAACCGUGAACCUGACCCAAACAAGCCCUCCCAACAUCACCACCAACCUGACCAUGACCCCCCCUCCAAACAUAACAAUGAACCAGACCCAAACAAGCCCACCCAACAUCACCACUAACCUGGCCAUGACCCCCCCUCCAAACAUAACCAUGAACCUGACCCAAACAAGCCCUCCCAACAUCACCACUAACCUGACCAUGACCCCCCCUCCAAACAUAACCAUGAACCUGACCGACACAAGCCCUCCCAACAUCACCACCAACCUGACCAUGACCCCCCCUCCAAACAUAACCACGAACCUGACCCAAACAAGCCCUCCCAACAUCACCACUAACCUGACCAUGACCCCUCCUCUAAAUAUAACCAUGAACCUGACCCAAACAAGCCCACCCAACAUCACCACUAACUUGACCAUGACCCCUCCUCUAAACAUAACCAUGAACCUGACCCAAACAAGCCCACCCAACAUCACCACUAACCUGACCAUGACCCCCCCUUCAAACAUAACCAUGAACCUGACCCAAACAAGCCCACCCAACAUCACCACUAACCUGACCAUGACCCCCCUCUAAACAUGACCAUGAACCUGACCCACACAAGC
Messenger RNA from Megalobrama amblycephala (Wuchang bream), 1129 nucleotides. RefSeq names its product agglutinin-like protein 10. NCBI's taxonomy places the organism in Eukaryota, Metazoa, Chordata, Actinopteri, Cypriniformes, Xenocyprididae. The coding region runs from base 204 to 1100 and encodes 298 amino acids. The transcript is spliced from 2 exons. The record is from RefSeq and is a predicted model, not a curated record.